Dromaius novaehollandiae (emu) is the source of this 2257-nucleotide messenger RNA. RefSeq names its product menin 1 (gene MEN1). The transcript is spliced from 10 exons. Gene Ontology annotation, cellular component: histone methyltransferase complex; chromatin; nucleus. The record is from RefSeq and is a predicted model, not a curated record. Gene Ontology annotation, molecular function: Y-form DNA binding; transcription cis-regulatory region binding; chromatin binding. Lineage: Eukaryota; Metazoa; Chordata; Aves; Casuariiformes; Dromaiidae. Bases 71 to 1903 code for a protein of 610 amino acids. Gene Ontology annotation, biological process: negative regulation of cell cycle; negative regulation of cell population proliferation; regulation of transcription by RNA polymerase II.
AGGGCCCGCGCUGCCCGGCGGCGGCCACGGCCCCCUCCCUGACCCCCCGCCUGCCCCCCAGCGCGGCGCCAUGGGGCUGAAGGCCUGGCAGAAGGCGCUGUUCCCGCUGCGCUCGGUGGGCGCCGUGGUGCGGCUCUUCGAGGCGGAGCUGCGCCAGCCGCAGCCCGACCUGGUGCUGCUCUCGCUGGUGCUGGGCUUCGUCGAGCACUUCCUGGCCGUCAACCGCGUGCUGCCCACCAACGUGCCCGGCGUCAGCUUCGAGGCGCGCCCCGGCCCCCAGCCCCACACGCUCGCCUACUUCCCCGUGGCCGAGCUGUCCAUCGUGGCCGCCCUCUACGCCCGCUUCACGGCGCAGAUCCGCGGCGCCGUCGACCUCUCGCUCUACCCGCGCCCCGGCGGCCUCUCGUCCCGCGAGCUCGUCAAGAAGGUCUCCGACGUCAUCUGGAACAGCCUCAGCCGCUCCUACUUCAAGGACCGGGCCCACAUCCAGUCCCUCUUCAGCUUCAUCACCGGGACGAAGCUGGACAGCUCGGGGGUGGCGUUCGCGGUGGUGGGGGCCUGCCAGGCGCUGGGGCUGCCCGACGUGCACCUGGCGCUCUCCGAGGACCACGCCUGGGUCGUCUUCGGGCGCGACGGCGAGCAGACGGCCGAGGUCACCUGGCACGGCAAGGGCAACGAGGACCGGCGCGGGCAGACCGUGCACGCCGGCGUGGCCGAGCGGAGCUGGCUGUACCUGAAGGGCUCCUACCUGCGCUGCACGCGGCACAUGGAGGUGGCGUUCAUGGUGUGCGCCAUCAACCCCGCCAUCGACCUGCACACCGACAGCCUCGAGCUGCUGCAGCUCCAGCAGCGCCUGCUGUGGCUGCUCUACGACUUGGGGCACCUUGAGAGGUACCCCAUGGCCCUGGGCAACCUGGCCGACCUGGAGGAGCUGGAGCCCACGCCGGGGCGGCCCGACCCCCUCACCAUCUACCACAAGGGCAUCGCCUCGGCGCGCACCUACUACAACAACGAGCACAUCUACCCCUACAUGUACCUGGCCGGGUACCACUGCCGCAACAAGAACGUCAAGGAGGCGCUGGAGGCCUGGGCCGACACCGCCACCGUCAUCCAGGACUACAACUACUGCCGGGAGGACGAGGAGAUCUACAAGGAGUUCUUCGACGUGGCCAACGACGUCAUCCCCAACCUGCUCAAGGAGGCGGCCAACGCCGCCGAGCCGCCGCCCGAGGCCGAGGGUGCCGAGGCGGCCCCCUGCCCGGGGGGGGGCUCGGCGCUGCAGGACCCCGAGUGCUUCGCCCACCUGCUGCGCUUCUACGACGGCAUCUGCAAGUGGGAGGAGGGCAGCCCCACGCCCGUGCUGCACGUCGGCUGGGCCACCUUCCUCGUGCAGUCCCUGGGCCGCUUCGACGGGCAGGUGCGGCAGAAGGUGACGCUGGUGUCGCGGGAGGCCGAGGCGCCCGAGGACGAGGAGCAGGGCGGCGAGGAGCCGCGCGAGGGGGGGGGCCGCCGCCGGGGCCCCCGCCGCGAGUCCAAGCCCGAGGAGCCCCCCCUGCCCAAGAAGGCGCCCGAGCGGCGCCGGCCCCCCCCGACCGCCGCCACCGCCGCCGCCGGGCCCCCCCGCCCCGACCGGCCGCCGGGCGAGGACCCCGCGCCCCCCCCCACCGCCACCGCCGCGCCGCCCCCCGCCGCCCCCCCGGCCGCCCCCCCCGAGGGGCCGGUGCUGCUCUUCCAGAGCGAGAAGAUGAAGGGGAUGAAGGACCUGCUGCGGGCGCCCAAGAUCAACUCCAGCGCCAUCAAGCUGCAGCUCACGGCCCAGUCGCAGGUGCAGCUCAAGAAGCAGAAGGCCUCGCCCAGCGACUACACGCUGGCCUUCCUCAAGCGGCCCCGCAAGGGGCUCUAGGGGGGGGCACCGUGGAGACCCCCCCCCAGCGACUACACGCUGGCCUUCCUCAAGCGCCCGCGCAAGGGGCUCUGAGGGGGGGGCACCAUGGAGACCCCCCCCCCGAGAAGCAGCAGGCCUCGCCCAGCGACUACACGCUGGCCUUCCUCAAGCGCCCGCGCAAGGGGCUCUGAGGGGGGGGCCCAUGCAGGACCCCCCCCCCGCCGGGGGGGCUGCACUGGAGCAGGGGGGGACGGCGGGGAGCCGCAGGGCUGCAGUGGUGGUGGGGGCUCUGGGGGGGCCCUGGGUCGCUCGGGGGGGCCUUGGGGGGCUCUGGAGCAGCACCAGGAGCUGUGGGGGGCUCUGGGGGGGCCC